This is a messenger RNA of Eptesicus fuscus (big brown bat), 1665 nucleotides long. It is a transcript of the gene TIGAR, whose product is annotated as TP53 induced glycolysis regulatory phosphatase. Bases 66 to 878 code for a protein of 270 amino acids. Gene Ontology annotation, cellular component: cytosol. Gene Ontology annotation, molecular function: fructose-2,6-bisphosphate 2-phosphatase activity. The record is from RefSeq and is a predicted model, not a curated record. The transcript has 6 exons. Gene Ontology annotation, biological process: negative regulation of programmed cell death; negative regulation of glycolytic process; fructose 1,6-bisphosphate metabolic process. NCBI's taxonomy places the organism in Eukaryota, Metazoa, Chordata, Mammalia, Chiroptera, Vespertilionidae.
UGGUGUGGGAGAGGUGAGCCGGCCGUGCGGAGCGGCGGCGCAGCGUGGAGGACCAGACGCCAGCGAUGACGCGCUUCGCUCUGACUGUGGUCCGGCAUGGACAAACAAGAUUAAACAAGGAGAAAGUAAUUCAAGGACAAGGAGUAGAUGAGCCUCUUUCAGAAACUGGAUUUAAACAAGCAGCUGCUGCUGGUAUAUUUCUUAAUAAUGUGAAGUUUACUCAUGUUUUCUCCAGUGAUCUCAUGAGGACAAAGCAGACCGUGCAUGGGAUUUUGGAGAAGAACAAAUGCUGCCAAGAUAUGACAGUGAAGUUUGAUUCAAGACUUCGAGAAAGAAAAUACGGGGUUGCAGAAGGCAAGGGGCUGAGUGAGCUGAGGGCAAUGGCCAAAGAAGCCGGGGAAGAAUGCCCUGGGUUCACACCACCCGGAGGAGAGACCUUAGACCAGGUGAAGAUGCGUGGAAUAGACUUUUUUGAAUUCCUUUGUCAACUGAUCUGGAAGGAAGCAGAUCAAAAAGACCCAUGUUCCUUAGAAACUCCAAGCAACUGUCUGGAAACUUCUUUGGCAGAGAUCUUCCCUUUAGGAAAAAACUGUGCCUCCAAAUUUAAUUCAGACAGCAGCGCUCCAGAAUUAGUAGCCAGUGUCUUAGUAGUGAGUCACGGUGCUUACAUGAAAAGCCUGUUCGAUUAUUUUCUGAAUAACCUUGAGUGUUCCUUACCAGAAACUCUGAGCAAAUCUGAACUUACAUCAGUCAGUGCCAAUACAGGGAUUAGUCUCUUUAUCAUAAACUUUGAGAAAGAAAGAGAAGCUAAACCAACAGUUCAGUGUGUUUGUAUGAACCUACAGGAUCAUCUAAGAGAAAUGACUGAAACUUGCUAAAUUUAAAUUUACACCAAAAUUGUAACAGUUUUGAGCCUCUAAGGGAGGGAGUGCCUUUGACUUUAUUUUCAUCCUCUGCUCUCACUAAAUUGGAAACGGUAAAAAAGCUGUCUAUUAUAGCAGGUUUUUAAGUUCAAAUGGAAUCAUAGCCACAUAAAACACUAAUGCAAAACCAUUUAGAAUUGAUUUGUCUGAGACCAGUUGGCAUUUUCCAGAGUAUUUUUACUACCCUGCUUACUUAUGUCUCUGGAUUGUAAAAGGAUGAAGGAACUCAGCAUUGCAAAUUGGGGGAUUAGUAAUCUGGUUACUCUGAUUUUUUCCUUUUUUAAAAAUGUUGAUAUUUUCCUUUAAUGUCUGAAAAACCUAGCUUAUUUUAUUGGCUCUUAGUAAGAUACUGUAUGUUUUGUCCUAUCUCCAUCCAUGCUUGGAAAAAGGAACUAUUUAUAAUUCUCACCGCAUAUUUAUAGUGUCAGUGUUAUAUUUUAAAAGUCCUUAAAUAAAAAAGGCUUACCAUCAAGUUUAUAUAAAGCAAAAUGACACUAAUUUUCAAUAUAGAAAUCAACGGUUGGAAUUGUCCACUCUAGAGGGUUGAAAUGUGGGUAAAUGCAGAAGUUCUUGUCUAAUAUGUAGGCUGAAGAGUUUAGUUUGAGAAAGGCUGUAAAGGAAGUAGAGUUACCAGGGUGCUGCACAAUAACCUCAGAAUAAAAGUGGGUGCUACGUUGGGAAAAAAAAAAUAGUACUCUGAUAACUGCAAUUUGGGGUUUUUGUGGAAGGUGCAGAUGAGAUU